Molecule: messenger RNA, 6247 nt
Organism: Myotis brandtii (Brandt's bat)
Lineage: Eukaryota; Metazoa; Chordata; Mammalia; Chiroptera; Vespertilionidae
Gene: SLC6A6
Product: solute carrier family 6 (neurotransmitter transporter), member 6
Exons: 14
Coding region: 470-2332 (620 amino acids)
Biological process (GO): taurine transmembrane transport; sodium ion transmembrane transport; neurotransmitter transport
Cellular component (GO): plasma membrane
Molecular function (GO): taurine:sodium symporter activity
Source: RefSeq, a predicted model, not a curated record
CAAGCGCCCAGCAGACAUCAUGGCGGCCCUUCUCGUCCACCUAAUCCUCUCCUUUGGCUAAGCUGUGGUGAUGGCGGCGGCGCCCGGCGUGUGCUGGAAAUCUAAGUGGCGUUUGGGGUCUGAACCCCGUCAGACAGGAUCCGAGAGGCCUGCCUGUUCCCGGACCCCUGCCUUCCUGUGGCGCGGGCCCGGCUGAGGGGCCCAGCCAGGCGGUGUCAUGAGACUUCCUCCUUGAAGCCUCUCAUUCCCUCUUGACUCAGACGCGUGCUCCGGUCCUUAUGAACUGGCAGAAUAGUUUCUGUUACUUUGACAAGACAAGCCCCUCCCCUGUCUCUGGACAUUAGCACCUCGAGGGCAUGCAGGUGACCCUGUGCCCCCUGCAGGGGCCGGCUGUGCAGUAGGUGCUCGGUCAGCGUGGGACAGUCAGUCGGGCGAUUCCUCCUGACCAGCUCUCGAAAGCGAGGAGGAGAUGGCCACCAAGGAGAAGCUGCAGUGUCUGAAAGACUUUCACAAGGACAUCCUGAAGCCGUCCCCCGGGAAGAGCCCGGGCACGCGGCCCGAGGACGAGGCUGAGGGGAAGCCCCCGCAGAGGGAGAAGUGGUCCAGCAAGAUCGACUUUGUGCUCUCCGUGGCUGGUGGCUUCGUCGGUUUGGGCAACGUCUGGCGUUUUCCGUACCUCUGCUACAAAAAUGGUGGAGGUGCAUUUCUCAUACCGUAUUUUAUUUUCCUGUUUGGGGGCGGCCUGCCUGUGUUUUUCCUGGAGGUAAUCAUAGGCCAGUACACCUCUGAAGGGGGCAUCACCUGCUGGGAAAAGAUCUGCCCCUUGUUCUCUGGCAUCGGCUAUGCCUCCAUUGUGAUUGUGUCCCUCCUGAAUGUAUACUACAUUGUCAUCUUGGCCUGGGCCACCUACUACCUGUUCCAGUCCUUCCAGUCGGAGCUGCCCUGGGCGCACUGCAACCAUACCUGGAACACACCCUACUGCAUGGAGGACACGAUGCGCAAGAACAAGAGCCUGUGGAUCACUCUCAACACCAGCAACUUCACCUCCCCUGUCACCGAGUUCUGGGAGCGCAACGUGCUGAGCUUGUCUUCUGGAAUCAACAGCCCCGGAUCACUGAAGUGGGACCUUGCUCUCUGCCUUCUUUUCGUGUGGUUGGUCUGUUUCUUCUGCAUCUGGAAAGGCGUCAAGUCCACGGGGAAAGUUGUCUACUUCACGGCCACUUUCCCGUUUGCUAUGCUGCUGGUGCUGCUGGUUCGUGGGCUGACGCUGCCUGGGGCAGGCGCGGGCAUCAAGUUCUACCUGUACCCUGAUAUCAGUCGCCUCAAGGACCCACAGGUAUGGAUUGAUGCUGGGACCCAGAUAUUCUUCUCCUAUGCCAUCUGCCUGGGAGCCAUGACCUCACUGGGGAGCUACAACAAGUACAAGUACAACUCGUACAGGGACUGUAUGCUGCUGGGAUGCCUGAACAGUGGUACCAGUUUUGUGUCUGGCUUCGCAAUUUUUUCCAUCCUGGGCUUCAUGGCACAAGAGCAAGGGGUGGACAUUGCUGAUGUGGCUGAGUCAGGUCCCGGCCUGGCCUUCAUUGCCUACCCAAAAGCUGUGACUAUGAUGCCGCUGCCCACUUUUUGGUCCAUUCUCUUUUUUAUUAUGCUUCUCUUGCUUGGACUGGAUAGCCAGUUUGUUGAAGUUGAAGGACAGAUCACAUCCUUGGUUGAUCUUUACCCAUCCUUCCUAAGGAAGGGUUUCCGUCGGGAAAUCUUCAUCGCCUUGAUAUGUAGCAUCAGCUACCUGCUGGGGCUGACGAUGGUGACGGAGGGUGGCAUGUAUGUGUUUCAACUCUUUGACUACUAUGCAGCUAGCGGUGUAUGCCUCUUGUGGGUUGCAUUCUUUGAAUGUUUCGUUGUUGCCUGGAUAUAUGGCGGUGAUAACUUGUAUGACGGCAUUGAGGACAUGAUCGGCUACCGGCCUGGGCCAUGGAUGAAGUACAGCUGGGCCGUGGUCACUCCAGUUCUCUGUGUUGGAUGUUUCAUUUUCUCUCUCGUCAAGUACAUACCCCUGACCUACAACAAAGUGUACGUGUACCCCACCUGGGCCAUCGGGCUGGGCUGGUGUCUGGCCCUGUCCUCCAUGGUGUGUGUCCCCUUGGUCAUGGUCAUCCGCCUCUGCCAGACGGAAGGGCCGUUCCUCGUGAGACUCAAGUACCUGCUGACCCCGAGGGAGCCCAACCGCUGGGCUGUGGAUCGAGACGGGGCCGCACUCUACAGCUCCCACUCGGCCAUGAACGGCACCCUCAUGAAGCCCACCCACAUCAUCGUGGAGACCAUGAUGUGAGCUCUCUCGGGCCGACGGCUGCUUUCCUGCUGUUUACUAACAUUAGAUUCUCAUAGGACCAGGUUUACAGAGCUUUAUAUUUGCACUAGGAUUUUUUUUUAAUUGUCACAGAAAAUAUUACUGUGUAUGUGUGUGUGUGUGUGUGUGGUGCGUGUGUGGUGUCGUGUGUGUGUAUGUGUGUGUGUAUUUUGUGUUGAUUUGGGGAUAUUUUGUACAAAAAACAAAAACAAAAAAAAUACAACAACCCAUGGGCAGAAGUCCGGGGCAAGGCAGAGCUUUCAUACUGAAUUAGAUGUAUUUUAUGGGAACUGGUAAAUUUUUCUUUGUAUUUUUUUUUUUUACAUAUAAUUAUAUGUACACUUAGAGAUUGUCAUACACUUUUACCACUUGAAUUGAUCUUGCCAGCAAUAGAUCUCGUUUUCAAAAGCAAUUCUUUGGUGCUUGUGUAGCUGGCAGAAAGUUCUGCCCCCUCCCUGCCCCCCAGCCCCCCCCAAAUAAAACAACGCAGGGUGGAAUUUUCCUGGGACAGCCAACCCAUUUUAAAGGUGUAGUACCUCCCAGACCUGGUUCAAGUCGAAGCAGGGAGAGGGCCCCACCCGCUGGCCAGGCCCACAGGGGCCUGAGAAAGGAAGGCUGUGAGGAGUCGGCUCAGGACACUUGUAACCAGGAAGAGAGAUGCCAAAAUGCUGAACCAGCCCCUCAAAUAAAGGCGCUGACUGAAAGCUGAGAGGUGAGGCCUGACAACAAAAAACAGAACCCCACCUUUUAUUUUGAGGUCAGUGUAUUUGCUGAGGGACGAGGGGUGAGCGAGUGGACCAAAGGAUGUGGCCCAGGGUUCGGGUGGCCCGGUGUUGGGGAGGGGUGCUUUCCCCUCAUCUCUCCACCCUCAUCUCCCAGAGGCCGGGAGAAACUCCUGGCACCGCUUGUUAAGACCCCAGCCCAGGCCCACGCGGGCUCCGCGCAGGGAGUACCAAGAGCGUCCUGGGGCCUUUAGCGAAUGCUUGAAUCCAGUAAAGUGCUCUCAGCACUCUUCCUCCCAGUUUAGUCACAAGUGCGACGCUGGGUAGACCCUGGGUGGCGUAAAAAUCUUCACCCCAUUUCCCCCCCCCCCCCCCCCCGCAGUCCCUUGGUGUCAGAAUGCACUACAUGGGACCGAGAGGGGGCCGUGGGGGGGCGUUUUCUAGGAAGUGGGGUUGUUCGGGGGGCUGGCACCCCAGAACUGGCUCGACCAAGUAUGGCGUCCUCUCUGAACCAGCAGGGAAGGUACUCACCUUUAAUAUCCCGGGUGUGGACACACCUCCACCCUGGCCCCCAUUUGGACCUAAACUGUGCCAUUUUAAAGUCACUUCCAAGUUCAGUCUAAACUAAACCGAAGCGUCACAAACGGCAGUGACUGCCUAGCAGGGGGGUGGAGGGUGGAGAUUCAGAGCAGGGGCUCUCUGAAUCCUGGAACCCCGCUCCCCCAAUCCGAGAGAGCGAGGAGGCUUAGCUGUCCCCCUCCCCAGGGGCAGAGGCCACUCUGAACCUCUUGUCUUGGUAAACUUUCACAUUUCGCUGUUUCCAAAGCACCUGCUCUGCCAAACAACACCUAUUCCAGGCCGUUCCGUUCCGACAUGUUCCUGUUUUCCUAUGUGUCGAUGGUUGCUGCUGUGUCUGAUUGGACUUUGUUGGUUUUUUCCCCCCUAAUUUUACCGAGUAGCAAUGUGACCUGUUUUCCUGUCUUAUGGAACUUUAGUAAACUAACCACUGUCAGCGAUUGGGGACAGGUGAUCAUGGAGCGAGGGGGGCUUGGCACGCUGUGGCUACCUGGGCACCUGUGGUCAUUUCAGGCUACACACAUCUCCCCUCUGGGGCUCAGAUCCCCAGGGAAAGGCCACAGGGUGGCAGGCAAAUUGCAACAUCCUGGAAAGGGCCCGAGGAAGGCCUCUCCUUGUCAGAUUCCCAGACCAAAUUCCAGACCAAAGACACAUGCAGACCAAGUCCCCAGGUGCCAGCUGGGUGGAAGGUCAGCCACGUUCCCCAAGCCCACCCCUCACACCUCCCUGGGCACCCGUCUCCAAUCGCGACCCUCGUGUCUGCCCCCCUAGCUCUGGUGUAUCCGCAGACCUUGGCUCUAUGAGUACAAUGUGGAACAACGCGCGGCUUCUCUCUGUCUCCACAUAAAGGAAACUCCUUGGCACUCAGACUCUGUCCGCCUGUCUCUGGAGAAGGGGCGGUGCUGCGCCCACUCUCGGCCCGGGUGGGUCAGACGUUCUGCUGCCCGCAGAACCUGGAAGGGGUGCGAGGGAGGUGUUUGAAGAGCAUUUAGGAUGCAGAAAUGGGUGAGGGCCCAGGAUAAACUCACCAGGGAGAGGCCUCAUCACACUGGGCCUGGGCCAUGUUAGCCCCACAGGGGGCCACACAGUCAGUGAUGGAGAGGCUGGGGGUAGGGGUGGGGGGGAGCAGUGAACGCUCUCAUAAAAUGGGGAAAUGGAGGCCUGGUGGGGGGAGGGACUUUGGCCCAGCAAGGGGGGACGGAACCAGACGGUGCGCAGUCAGUUCCGGCUGCAGGUCCUCUGAGGUGCGCGUGGCGAGUGCAGCUCCUCGGUGUUCUCCCUGAAGACCAAGGACGGACGAGCCUUUAGGAAAAAGGAAACGCUCCAUCCAGUGUUGGGAGACGAGGUGAGCAGCACCUCUACCCACUGACCAUCCUUGGGCCAACCGGCCCCCACGCUGUGACUCGGGCCUGUGCACCCGGUCGCCCUGGCCCUGCACCCGGGGGCCCUCUGUGAGCGAGGCGUCCAGAUCCCUGUUGCACAUGAGGAGACGGAGGCCCACGGCAGCCAGUCGCUGCGCAGAGGCAGGACCCCAGGCAGGACUCAGAGGAGGCCACUCCCAGGCAGCAGGACGUGGCCUUGGAUUCUGAUUUCCGGGCGGAACGUACUUCCCUCUUGGUCCCUCCGGUCCCAGCACAGCCCCGGAGACAGUGGUGAAGCAUCAGGGGAAAGGCAGCCCCCCUCGGCCUCGCACAGGGCAUUCUGUCACCAGGUCCCACCUCACCGUGGCCAGUGGCCCAGCCAGCAUCUCACACUGCCCCCUGGAUGGUGAAGUGCUCUGUGCAGCCAGUGCUGGAGGCAGAGGUGCCUCCCGUCCCCCGACACCAUGGACAGGCCAGGGGAGGACCGAGAGAAAGCCCCUCUGGGCAGCUAGAGGGCCCAGCCAGACCUCAGACCCACCGUCGGGCGCCUCCAAGCUGGGCCUUCCACAUGGAUGCUAUAAAUACCACUGUGCAAAAAUGCAACAAGCACAAAGCCACAAAACAAACCCCCGAUCUCAAAACUGGAGAGGAAUUCGGGCCCUCCCUCUCGGAAUGCAUCCUGCUGGAAUGGGAGCCACUUCAUUGUUCUCUGUGGGUGUCACGCAGACGUGUUCUGACAAGGUCCCGAAGGAUGAAGCGUCUUGUGAUACAUUUGGCUUCAAACUGAGGCGUUAGCUCCAUUCCCCCCACCCCCCAUUAAAUUUCAAAUCCUUACCAACUGUGACUCUGUAUUUAGCACAAGAGAAAGCUGGGGACGCGGUUUUGCCUCCUUCCAGAAAUAUGUCUGGCUCAUCAGAACUUUUUUUUUUAACAUCAAAAUAUUUUAAAGAUAUUUUAAACUUUUGUAAAGAAAAAAAUCCACCAACAAGAGAUUCUUCUGAGGAGGAACAUUUGUAUUUGAAUAAGACCCUUGGUGUGUAAUUCAGUCUUGCGAUAUACAAGCUUUUGUGUAUAAAUGUUUUAUGAUCUGAAUCCCUGUAUUUUGCAGGGUGUUUCCUCUUUUGCUUUCUAGAUACAUAUGUAUAUCGAUAUUUUAAAUCCAUCUUUGCUUUUUUUUUUUUAGAGGAGUUUGUAAUCACCUUAUAACAUGAAAAUAAACAUUUCCUUUUUAAAUCCAC